Messenger RNA from Penicillium taxi, 1293 nucleotides. RefSeq lists its product as uncharacterized. Bases 1 to 1293 code for a protein of 430 amino acids. The transcript has a single exon. The record is from RefSeq and is a predicted model, not a curated record. NCBI's taxonomy places the organism in Eukaryota, Fungi, Ascomycota, Eurotiomycetes, Eurotiales, Aspergillaceae.
AUGUUUUCAAAAUGCCAAUUGGCUCAGGGCCCUACACUGACAACUCUGCUCUCACUCACAUUAGCACUAUGGCCUACAGCAUCAACAGCUGGAAAGAGUAGUAACGCUGGGGAAGGGUACAGAAUUGGGGAGGAAAUCCCCCCUCUCAUGUCUCGAAAGGACAAUGUAAGUCUUCAAGUCAAGCCUCCAGCUUUCAGAAAACUCAUAGUUUCUAACCAAUCCAUUGCGAUAGGGAGGGAGAACAUGUAUGCGCCUCAAUCUACCACUCCUCCGAGUUCACAUCUAACGAACAAACAGAUCACAGAUAGCUUUGGAAAGAUGAAGUAUAUCCCUUUCGCAACCUGUAACGAGACUUCCGCUCCUUUCAUGCUACACUAUGGUGUUUCGGAGACAAUCACUUGCACAAUCCCCGCCCUCACCGAUGAGCUCUACCACGUCCUCGAAUUCUACGUACACGCCGACGUGCCCAUGACCUGCCGUCUGCCAACAGCUCCUCUCAUAUCGUCUAGCAACACACCGCCAGAUAGCUCGGAUAAAACCGAGUCCCGUGAAGAAGACUCGCUCGCCGCUCUAAGUGAGAACGGUCCGGCGUUCACUCCUAUCACCGUCGCACUCCAGGGCACAUUGCAACGUAGCCAUCUGCACAUUUGGACCGACAUGAAUAUGCUCAUGCACAAUAUUGCCUCUGAUGCUGCGGCGCAGCAGGAGAAAUCGAAGCAAGUCAGUGGGACGGGUCAGCCUGGUUAUGCUGUUGCGGGAACAGCCUACUCUACCCCCGAAUUUGAGGCUGCCGUCAAGGGCCUAGAACUCGACGAGGACGAAGAGGUUGUUGUAGUUGCUCAGGCUGCGCGUGAACCCUGGCAUGCAGGCCAUGGAACGAAGGUUGUUCGUGGCGAGCCGCUUACCUUCUCGUUCCAUAUUGCCUGGGUUGAGGGUGGUGCUGGUAUUGGAUGGCCGGUGCGUCCUGAGUCAGAGUCAUUUUUAGCUUUGGCUGAUGCGAAGGCUCAGAGCUCUGACUCUGGGCUUUUCUCGCGCAUGAUUUUCUUUGUCAUGGCUGCCUCUGUUGGUGCAAUUGCUGCGCUUUACUGGGAGCGUAAGGAUCGGUUGAAGGGUCGGCGUGGUGAUGGUAUUUUGGGCGUGUCGUCUCCUGCUAGGGGAGGGAUGGGCUCCACUGUUGCCUUUGGAAAUGGUGGACGGAUCAAUGGGUAUGGAGGAUAUGCCGCUACUCCACCCAACGGCGCGAAUGGUGGUCAGACUGGAUAUGGAGGAUUCCCUACCGGGAAGAGAGACUGA